Messenger RNA from Syngnathus typhle (broad-nosed pipefish), 3471 nucleotides. It is a transcript of the gene tppp2, whose product is annotated as tubulin polymerization-promoting protein family member 2. Lineage: Eukaryota; Metazoa; Chordata; Actinopteri; Syngnathiformes; Syngnathidae. Gene Ontology annotation, cellular component: microtubule. Gene Ontology annotation, biological process: positive regulation of protein polymerization; microtubule bundle formation; microtubule polymerization. The record is from RefSeq and is a predicted model, not a curated record. Gene Ontology annotation, molecular function: tubulin binding. The coding region runs from base 1942 to 2478 and encodes 178 amino acids. The transcript is spliced from 4 exons.
UGUAAUGUACUUUUUGUGGACCCAAAGCAUGCUUUUAUAAAUUCAGAAUGUAUAAAACAUUAAAAAUAAUCCAAGGCAGCGACUGCUGAAAAAAGCACUUAAGAUCCAUAUACCCCUUCUUGCUGUAUAGAUAUGUUCUUUUAUUUUGUGUGCGGGAUAUACCCAUUUAUUGGACAUAGUUUUUUUUCUCCCUACCAUGAAGGCCAGAGGAAAUGAACGACAAUAAAACAGCUGCAGUAAGCUGUCACUAGAAGCCAAAUUGAAUGGAACCCAAAUUAAUAUUAUUGCUAACCCUCGCAAGUCCCUGCUAUUUACCGUUUUACCGCGUCAAAAUGAUUGACUGCGAAAAAGAUUUUUAAAUCAGCAAACCACUAGAGACCCAAGAUGUUUUCACUGUGCUGUAAAUGAACAGACUAGAAAUCGCUGAGUUUCAGGUGCACUGUCACGACUUGCUCAUUGUGUUUUUAUACAGAAUUUCUCAGCAAAAGGUUUCCGUGCUUCUAGCUGUUUCCCAGUGUCCGUGUGACUGAGCAGGUUGAGUUUCAUGAUGGUGUAUGUUUUCAAAACAAUUCUUGUGUACCAUGAAGAGAAAACAUGCUGUCAGGAUGUGGGCACCUACGCAAAUACAUGCUAUAAUGUGGAAAAAUAAUGCAAGGUGACAAUAUGCAGGAUUUAGAUGAAGUGUGCAUUGUGGGCAUUUGACAGCAAUUCAGGGAAUGAUCACUCGCCCUUGUGAAGGAAUCUUUCAGUUGGCUCAUACAAGUAUGACUAAUCAGGCGCUUACAUUUUGGGAGAUUUUGCUGCAGCAUACUUGGGACAGAACCAAAAUAAGUGAUGUUGUUGCUGAAUCUCUUUGUGGAGGCGUUGCCAGAGUAGAGUAUUUGGGUGGAACGUCUUGGAUGAGUCACGGGGAACAUGUGGCAAAUUAGCUGUGAUGUGAUGGAGGUCUGUCACAUGGAGUGGAUCCCUCUGAUGUGUUUGUGGGAAAAAAAGCAAAAGGCGGGCUGUGUAAGCAUAUGUUUGGAAGAGGAAAGAGCGGAGAUAAUGCUCAUAAUGAUGCUCAAAGGAGGGCAGCCCAGCUCUGAUGCUCCCAUAGGAUGCCAAACCUGGCUGACAGGACAGAUGGAGGGAAGGGAAGAGAAGCCAUUUGAAUUAUGAGAGGAUGAGCAAGUCAAACAGAAGAAAAUACAUUGUCUUUUGACCAAUCCUUAAAACUAUUCAUCACACUGGGAUAAAACAAGCAUUCAACUUCAGCCAAGGAUAUAAAUGUGUGAGAAGAAAAAAUUAAAAACUCUACCUCUGAAUGGGUAAAUAAUAAUAAUAACAAUGGGCAAUACUUUCCAGUUUUUUUUAUUUAUUACUUUUGGUUAUUUUCUAUGUUAGUGAAUAUUGCUCAGGCUUACCAUCAUGAAAGAGUUUGAUGGGAUUUACGGGUCAGCUAUGUCGUCAGUGCGCUUUGUCCUUUCGAGGAUGACUCUCAUCAUGUGCAAACAAGCCUACUACUGUCAUUGUGGCCCAAAUAGAAGCUGUCACAUAUGCAUGAUGAACAAAAUAAAAGUACGGUUGAACUGCAGAAAAUGCAGAGAACACUGUAGCAUAGCGGGUAAUACAAAUACAGUAGAUUAAAAUAAUUAAUGAUAUACUAACAGCAUGUUUUAUGAGACAAAAAGAGACAGAAGCUAAGUGGUGGUGAUGUCACUGAUGGUGCUGGGUGGUACUCUCUCCCUCCUCCCCUUCUCUCCUCCUCCUAUCCAAGCAUCUGCAUGGAUGUCGUCACCGCUAAAGAGUCUGGGAGUGGCAGAGUGGAGGAAGGAAGUGGAGGAAAAAAGAAGAGAGGAGGAGGACAAGAAGGUUGAGCAGCCGUGAGCGAUUUCCGGGAUUUCCUUAAAAUAUCUACGGGCAAGCAAUCCUGCAGCCUACAGCAGCAGUGUAUUUGUCAGCAUGGCUGAGGGCUCUGUGUCGACAGCAGAGGUGGAGAUGUCCUUCCACAAAUUUGCCAUUCAUGGUGACACCAAAGCGACGGGGAAGGAGAUGAACGGCAAGAACUUUGCCAAAAUCUGCAAGGACUGUCUCAUCACUGACGGCAAGAAUGUCACCACUACAGAUGUUGACAUCGUCUUCACCAAAGUCAAGUCCAAGUCAGCUCGUGUAAUCACAUUUGAGCAGUUCAUCAUGGCCUUGACUGAGCUGGGCCCGAAGCGCUUCAAAGGCAAGAGUAAAGAGGAAGCUCUCCAGCUCCUCUAUGGGCUCAUUGUUGGCAAGGAGCCUGCCAAUGCUGGAAUCACUAGACCAACAAAGGCAGCGGCUGUGGACAGACUGACCGACACUUCCAAGUACACAGGAACACACAAGGAGAGAUUCGAUGAUUCAGGAAAAGGAAAGGGAAAGAUUGGACGCGAGGACAUCCCAGACGGUAGUGGCUAUGUUGCAUCUUACAAGGGAAGCGGCACUUAUGAUGAAAAAGUGAAGGAAUCCUAAUCCUGAAGACACACAUACGAUUUUGGUCUUUCUAUAUUUUCAGGUAAUAUGCACGUAUUGGCAAGCAUAUAAACUAAAUUUGUGCUUAACUUUGUGCCUUAUUAUGCAAAUCUCAAACGUGAAAGGAACUUCCAAAUAUUCAUACACUGUAUUUUUGGAAUGGAGAAUCAUUUAUCUGGUGUCAGGCAAUGAUAAUAACACCAGCUUUGUCACCUUGUCAAUUGAUCACUAUUUAUCCCGUUUACAUCAUUGAAAAAAAGGGAUAACAGGAAAUAAUUCAUAUCAUAAUAAAAUUCUAAAUAUCAAAUUGGCUGUAGUAAACACUUUGCCAAAGAUGAGAGAUUUUUGCUGAUAUGCCAAAGAAAAACUGCUUGAAUACUGCGUGUCAUACUAAUCUGCAGCUAACAAUGUAAGGCCUGAAACUGAUGUCUUUUAAUGACAUUUAGGAGCAAGAGUGGCACAACAAACAGAAGUGCAAAAUGUUCAUCUAGAUUGCUCCUCCUUGGAUGCCGAAAUCGAGUGUUCAUGUGUCUGUGUCUCUGCAUCUCAAUAUAGCCUAAAGUAACCUGAUAAACAGCACCUGAUAAAAAUCCUUUCCUUUCACAUCCGUGGCAUAUGAUUACAAUUAAAGUUUAACUAGUAUAGUACAUUAUGUUUAUAUUCAAGGAAAAGUGGGGGAAAUGUAAUUUACUAUAUUUUAGUCAUGUGCUAUCAACAAUUAAGUACCCAGUGUAGUAGAGUAAAAAGAUAUUGAAUGAGUCUUUUUACCUUUAUAUUGUCACACUUAGGCCAUUAAGUUGAGCUCUCAAUACUGUCUUUGCAAAAGGAUUGCAUAUUACUAAUAUAGACUUUAUGGAUGUGCAGCAUGUAGGAUUUAGACCUAAUAAAUGAAAAUUGCUUGUGGAACGAAGUAGCACCAUUGCGGUGUCACUGCUAGACUGAUUGUAAUUAAGUAAAAAAUUCAAUAAAGUAAUUACUUUUACAACAUUAAAA